Mixia osmundae IAM 14324 is the source of this 2219-nucleotide messenger RNA. RefSeq lists its product as uncharacterized. NCBI's taxonomy places the organism in Eukaryota, Fungi, Basidiomycota, Mixiomycetes, Mixiales, Mixiaceae. The transcript has 7 exons. The coding region runs from base 185 to 1942 and encodes 585 amino acids. The record is from RefSeq and is a predicted model, not a curated record. Gene Ontology annotation, biological process: G2/M transition of mitotic cell cycle; regulation of cyclin-dependent protein serine/threonine kinase activity. Gene Ontology annotation, cellular component: cyclin-dependent protein kinase holoenzyme complex; cytoplasm; centrosome. Gene Ontology annotation, molecular function: cyclin-dependent protein serine/threonine kinase regulator activity.
CAGCUCGCAACUGAUCCGACGGCACAACAUCCAAACGCAGGCUCGUCGCUCGCAUAGAGAGACCGCCGCCAGGGACGAUCACGGUCGAGCGAUAGGCCUCUGCUGCUCUCGGUAAGACGGACUCGCCUACGCACUGCAUCAGACGUCAAUUGUGUAGACGGUAAAGCUUGACAUUGCUGUCAACAUGUCGAAAAGUCGCUCACAGAGGAUCGCCUCUGUCGAUGAGAAUGCUCAGCAUCUGAUCAGCAAGCAACAUGCAGGCCUAGAACUCAAAUCGACGAAAUCACUUUCGCUCAACAACAUGGCCGCAUUGUCCAAUGGCGGCCUACAUCGAGUCGCAAAGGACAACAGCACCAAAGCAGACAACGGCGCACCCCCUGCGAAACAACGUCGUAUACUGGGCGAUGUGAGCAAUGUCGUCAACAAGAGAACUGCAGACCGAGCCUCAAAGGACAAAGAGAGUCUCAAGGGUACCAGCCGGUCUCGAACAGCUUCAGCCUCCUCUGCUAUCUCCGUCGCGCAACCUGGUCAUGUCAAAACAAACAGUCAAUCUGGCAUCGUCACCGCGAGAGCCGUCAACCGUCCUGCGCUGACCAACAAAGCUUCUUCCGCCUCACUCAAGUCUCAACGAUCGAGGCAAGCUUCUGCCGGUCCUGCGACUUCUCAGUGGAUCGACGAAAACGCGAGUGUGGACGAGAACAGCGUCUUGCCUUCGUCUACCCAUGGACUACAAGCGCCUUUGCGCGGACUCGGACUCGCCGGCUCACCAGAGCAAGAGACAGUGGCCAUGUCCGGUCUCGAGCGACUCGUCGAUGACGAGGGACACGUUCAUUACCUCAACGCAGACGGCCAGGAGCAAGACGGACCACACCGACAGACUCUACCGCCUAUCAGCGACAUCAGCGUGGACGCCAUCGAGCUCAGUGCACAGAGCGACAAGAUCAGACCACAGCUCGCCACGUCGCUUUCGGACGUAGAUGAAGGCCUCUCGUCACAGCCGACCGCAAAAAGCUCUACCCGACUGUCUGAACGAAGUCAACAGGACUGGCUCAUGCUCACUCUUGACGAGCAAAUCGAUGCCGAAGCCGAAAUUGAAGCCAUCCGCGCAGACUUUCACGACGAGAACGAUCCCAACGAUAUCAUGAUGGUGGGCGAGUACUCUGAUUCGAUCUUCGAGUACAUGGCAGAGCUCGAGAUCUCCGCCAUGCCAGCGCACGACUACAUGAACAAUCAGAACGACUUGGACUGGACGAUGCGCGCCACGCUUAUCGACUGGCUCUCGCAAGUCCACAUGCGCUACCACAUGCUUCCCGAGACGCUCUUCAUCGCGCUCAACAUGAUCGACCGCUUCCUCACCAAGCGCUGCGUGUCGCUCGACAAGCUACAACUCCUCGGCGUCACUGCCAUGUUCGUCGCUGCAAAGUACGAAGAAAUUAUGGCGCCAGGUGUCGACGAAUUCGUCCACAUGACCCAGAACUCUUUCUCUCGCGAUGAGAUCCUGAAGGGCGAGCGCAUCAUUCUCAGCACGCUCGAAUUCAACAUCUCCUGCUAUUGCACGCCCUACAGCUGGGUGCGCAAGAUCAGCAAAGCAGAUGAUUACGAGAUCGAGACAAGGACGAUGUCGAAGUACCUCAUGGAAGUCACCAUGCUCGAUCAUCGCUUCCUCAAGGCAAAGGCUUCACAAAUCGCUGCAGUCAGCAUGUACCUCGCUCGACGCAUGCUCGGCGGCGACUGGAAUGAGGCAUUCAUCUUCUAUGCUGGCUAUACCGAGUCUCAGCUCAAGGUGCCAACAGACUGGCUCAUCGAGAAUCUCCGCGAUACCACCAUGGAGUCCCGAUUCGUCUACCAAAAGUACUCGUCACGCAAGUUCAUGAAGGCCAGCUUGUUCGCCGCGCAAUGGGUCAAGGAACUCAUCGAGCCAGCGACGCCUUCAUCACAAUAGACGUCACCAUUCGUUUUACGACCUAAUCACCGCAGCUUUCGUUUUCGAAGCAAUGAUACCCUUUACCAAGCAGUAUGAUACCCCUUCGGCCUUUCUGACAGGGCCGAUCUUCGACAUGUGUCGAUCUCAGCAGUCGAAGAGAGUUUACUUCUUGCGCGCGCAGCAGGAUAUUCAUUCGCAUAUAUACCCCUUGUGCCUCUCGAGAGGUCGGUCCUCCGGGCCCUAGAUAGCCCUAUGCAAUCAGUCGCAUCCAAAUUAAGAAUAUCAGAGUUUUGAG